Molecule: messenger RNA, 2986 nt
Organism: Arachis ipaensis
Lineage: Eukaryota; Viridiplantae; Streptophyta; Magnoliopsida; Fabales; Fabaceae
Source: RefSeq, a predicted model, not a curated record
CCGUCAUUGUUGUCCAUUUCAGCAUUCUUUCUUAGCAACUUUCCAAACGCGUUUCGUUUUAUUUUCCAAAUUAACAUAUCCUUGUGUUUCACUGUUUUCAGUUUUCACUCAUGUCUCCUUCAUAGUUCAUAUCAUAACCUUUGACUUUGUCUCCUCACUACUUCUCUCUUCACUUGACAUACUUUCUUCCUUCUUUCUUAUUAUGGUCCGUCUUUUGAUAUUCGUUUUUAACACCCUCAGCUAAGGAAUUCCACUAAUCCAACUCCAGAAAUUCUGUUUAUCUGCUUCAACUGGGAGCAUGCCUACCACCUGUUUGAGUUUAUGAUCAUUUAGAUUCUCAUAAACAUGGCUUCUCUUCUGAAGAAACUAAGACCUGGGGUCCCUUCAGUGGUUGUUGAUGAUGGUGGUGGUUGUGAUAGCAAUUUCGAAUUCUCCAUUGCCGAGGAGUACAAAGGUCCUCCAUUGAGUUACUUCAUCCCUGAGGUACCUGCUUUCAAGCUUGACCAAGUCCCAGUUGCUCCUAUAGCUUCUUCUCCACCUCAUCAUCAAUCCUCAUUAGUAGUCCCAGUUAUCCAACCUAUCAGAAAAUCAAGCAAUGCUACAACGAAGCUUAAAGAUGGUGGUAAUGAAGAUCAUAAACAUGGUGUUGUAGGAUUGAAUCUCAUUUCCAAGAAUUCAGAUACGGCAGAAGAAUCUGGAUCAUGUUCUGCUUCAGUAUCUUCUGAGAUAUUCUCAUGUAAAGCGGAGGAUGAGGACAUGGAUGAUCCUUCUAGUACUCCAACACAUGUGAAACGCAAUUCUGCUGUUAGAUUUCGUGAUCCCGACUCGAAUGAAAUGGUGGAUGAUGAUUACAAUGAUGACGAAGUUUUUUCUGGUUCUGAGUAUGAAAGUGGAAUCAGUACUCCUAUUAUGAACUACGUGAGGCCAAUUCAUGCUGCGAGACCUGGGAAAAGAGGCACGUGCUACCGUUGCCUUAGAGGGAACCGGUUCACUCAAAGAGAGGUUUGCAUUGUUUGCAGUGCAAAGUAUUGCAGAAAGUGUGUGCUGAGAGCAAUGGGGUCAAUGCCUGAAGGAAGAAAGUGUCUCACUUGCAUUGGUCAGAGGAUUGAUGAGACAAAGAGGAGGAACCUUGGCAAGUUUUCGAGGAUGCUCAAGUCCUUGCUCUCUGAUUGUGAAGUGAAGCAAAUCAUGAAUGAUGAGGUGUUUUGUGAAGCAAAUCAGAUUCCAGCAGAGCAAAUUGUUGUGAAUGGGGAGCGUCUUGAGAGGGACAAGCUCAUGCUGCUGCUGACAUGUCGAAACCCUCCAAAAGAGUUGAAACCAGGCUUCUAUUGGUAUGAUAAAUCAGCAGGACUUUGGGGAAAGGAAGGUCAACGUCCAUGUCAGAUUAUAAGCCCUGAUAUUGAUGUUGGGGGUAGCUUGCAGAAAAAUGCAAGUCGUGGAAAAACAAGAGUAACUGUAAAUGGUCGUGAGAUUACUAAAGAAGAGUUAUGGAUACUAAAGCUUGCAGGAGUAAAAUGGGAUGGACCAACUGAUUUCUGGGUGACUGCUGAUGGAUCAUAUGUUGAAGUGGGACAUAGGAAUGUCAAGGGCCGAAUAUGGGAUAAGUUUGGAGCAAAGGUAGCUUUGGCAUUUCUGUCCCUGUCACUUCCACCUAAUCUGGUGACUACUCCCAGUGAAGGUGAAGGCAAAGGCGAAGGAGUGAACGGAGGUAGCCAAGACAACAACCAUCAGCAGAAAAUGCUUCACAAGUUUCUACUUGUUGGUUCUGCCAAGUCAGGAACAAGUACAAUAUUUAAACAGGCCAAGCAUCUGUAUAAUGUUCCUUUCUCUGAAAAUGAGCGCCAAAUUAUCAAGUUGGUGAUUCAGAGCAACUUGUUUACCUACCUUGGCAUGCUGUUAGAGGGGUGUGAAUAUUUUGAAGAGAGGAGUUUACUGGAGAAAACGAACACAGAACAUGUCGACGAAUCCACUUCAUCUGAAGAGAACUCGGGGGAAAUUAUUGAAACAACUAGCUAUUCUAUUAGCCCAAGAUUACAAGGUUUCUCAGAUUGGCUAAUCAAAUACAUGGUUUCUGGUAACUUGGAUACAAUAUUUCGAGAUAUUAUUCAAAAUUAUGGGCCAAUGGUAGAGGAGCUGUGGAGUGAUCCAGCAAUUCAGGCCACAUACAACAGGAGACAUGAACUAAAAUUGCUCCCCAGAAAUGCAACUUAUUUUCUAGACCGGGCUGUUGAGAUUUCCAAGAUAGACUAUGAACCUUCUGACAUGGACAUCAUGUACGCUGAGGGGAUAACCUUGUCCAACAGCAUUACUUCAAUACGAACUCAUCCGAGCAGAUCCUACAAGCCUUGGAGCAAAGUGCAGGUUGUUGGACAUAUUUGAAGACAUUGAUGUUGUCUUAUUUUCUAUUGCCUUAACUGAUUAUGAUGAGUACAUUGUAGAAAGUAAUGGAGUUGUCAGCAACAAAAUGUUACUAGCCAAGCAACUCUUUGAAAACAUCAUUACUCAGAGAUCCUUCAACAACAAGAAAUUCCUUUUACUUCUAACAAAAUAUGAUCUGCUUGAGGAAAAGAUUGAAGAGGCACGUCUAACAAAAUGUGAAUGGUUCUGUGACUUCAAUCCAGUUAUCAGCCACAACCAAAAGAAAGGUAGAAUUAAUGAUCAUACCAAUAGUCCUCCAUUAGCUCAACGUGCUUUUCAAUACAUUGCUAUGAAGUUCAAGACAUUGUUCAAGUCUCUUACUGAAAGAAAGCUUUUUGUUUCACUUGUUACUGGUUUGGAACCUGAUACUAUUGAUGAAGCUCUCAGAUAUGCAAGAGAGGUUAUGGUGUGGGAAAAAUGGGAUCCUUCUGCCAUAAAUAAGUCUGAGAUUACUUCAACAACCAUUGAUGAAGCAACCCUCACUUAAUGAUUAGGGUAAAGUUUUAAAUUGUCACAUGCGUUUGGGCGUAAUCCUGUUUUAGUUCUUAAGGUUUAAAAUGUCCUAUUU